AGUGUACAUGUAUUUGUUCCUCUCUCUGUUGAGUGCUUUUGUAUAAUUAACUAUUUUAUUUGGACUUUAAAAUGAAACCUUUAUUAUCACUGAUUUUAUUACAGGACUAGUGGAGUGUUAUGUGUAUCAUUCUCAGGUCUAUUGUGGAGCAUCAAUUACAAAGUAAAGCUAUUCACCACCUAUCACAGUAGAUGGCGUAGACAUCGGUCCAUCAAUACACCUAAACCCUCUCAGUGAACCACAUCCGCACUUGUCUCCUCAAUAGGAUCUAGGACUAUAUAAACAUUUUAACAGCACCAGCAGUUACAGUUUUAAUUGCUUUUUGUUUGGGAGAGUGUUGAAUUGAAUUAUUAUAUUAUUUGAACUCUACCAAAUCAAUAAAGCAUGAUUUUUUACUUGUAAAUUUACAUUACAAUAAUAAGAUUUAUCAUAGAGACACUAGAGUGUUUUUCUGUGCAUUGUUUUCCAUGAGAUCAAACAAUACAAACGCCCCUUAUCGCUUCAUUGGCCAAUCAGGCACAACUCUCGUUGAGGCAAUCUCGUGUUUCUUAUCGCGAUAGUUCAUGGGAACUGUGCUCGAUUUAAACAAAACUGGCGGUUUGUAGUUCUGACUGUCCAGAAGACUGUCCACACGUCGAGAUGGCAGCAGAGGAGGAGGUCCAGCUGCUCCGGAGCCAGCUGAGGGAGAGGGAGGGGCAGGUCCAGCAGGCUGCUCAGGCUGGUCUAGACCUCCUCAACCAGCACAUGGAACUGCAGAACAGACUGGAUGAUCAGAGAGUAGAGAUGACCAAUGCACUAGAGGCCCUCGAGCAGGAGAAGUACUCCCUGCAGAAGGAAGUGGAGCUGAAGGCUCGGAUGCUGGAGUCACUGCAGUCAGACUAUGACCUUGUGAAGACCCAACAGAGACAGCAGCUCCAGGAGCAACAGGAACACCUGGAGAGGAUCCACAGCAAGGCACUCAGUGAGCAACACAACAAGAUGCUGAGGUUGCAGUUGGCUCUGGAUGAGUCUCAGCUCAGUGAGAAACAGCUGAGACACAAACUGGAGGUGCAAACAGAGACUCUGAAUAAAAAAAUGGAGGAGCUGCAAACUCUGAACGAACACACCCAGAGUUCCAUGACGUCUGAGGUGAUGGAGAUACAGAUGAAGAUCAUGGAUCUGGAGACUAUUAAGGUGGAGUUGGAGCAGACUCUGCGGGAAUCUCAGUACAGAGAGCAGCAGUUGGAGCUGUCCAAUAGCAGCGUGCAGCGUCACCUGGAACGAAUCACAGAGGAGAAGGAGGACCGAGAGAAAGAGGCUGUUUCCUGGUUUAAUGCCUUAGAGAAAUCUCGUGAGGUGAACCGGGACCUCCAGAUCCAGUUGGACCAGGUUCUACAGAAGGCCCAUGAUCCCAACAGCAAAGGGAACUCCCUGUUUGCUGAGUUGGAGGAUAAGCGUGCUGAGAUGGAGAUACGGCUGAUCAGUAUGAAGGUCCAGUAUCAGUCCCUGCAGAAACAACACGCCUUCAGCAAACAGCAGCUGCAGCGCAUGAAGGUUCAAAUAGCCACUCUGAUGCAACUCCAGGGGUCCAGGGCUGACCCUGCUCAGCUGGAGAGACUGCAGUCCAUGCUCUCUGAGAAGAAUGGGGAGAUCCAGAAUCUCAUGAGUAAACUACAGAGACUGGAGAAGGUGGAGAUAUUGAAGUCUCAGCCAGCUAAUCCAGCUCCAGCAGAGAGCAAUGAUGGCCAAGAUGAAACCUACUACACUGACCUGCUCAAGAUGAAGCUCAACAACACUGUUAAGGAUGCAGAGCGUCUAGGAGACGAGCUUUCACUACAGAGGAUGAAGUCUUUGUCAGAGAGUCAGAGAGCUCUGGAACUGGAAAGAAAACUCUUCUCAUCUGAACGGCUGCUCAAACAGGCUCAGAGUGACAAGAUCAAACUACAGCUACGAGUAGAGGAGCUCCAACACAAAUAUGAACCCAGAGAGGUGAAAAAGAAUGUGAUCCAGAAGAGAAAGAAAGAGAAACUUCCUGUGGACAUCAUACCCUCUGAUGACACCACUCCUAACAAGGCAGUUACCAUGGAGAUGGGUGUCACACAUAAUCAGACUGCAGGCCCUGAGACUGACACCUGUUCUACAGUAAAGGCACUGAGCUCCACACAAGGUUCAGAGCCUACUGAGCCACGGCCAGCAAAGUGUGUGAAGAUCAGUGGAGAUGAGCCUGUUGUAAUUCCCAACCCCAGCUCUCCUGUGACUGACUGUAUAGAGAAGAUGUUAGAGGAGAACCAGCAGCAGAACCAGGAGGAGAACCAGCAGCAGAAUAAACGAGAGGAGGGAGUGAGGAAACCAAGAGCAGUGGAGAUGAUCCACGUCAGCUCUAACAGCAGUAUGGAGAACCAGUGUGCUCAACAGUAGGCCUUAUCUGGAACACAGUUUAUGCUCUAUAUGUAUAUGUGCUGCUAUAACCUGAUAGUCUUUUUCAUUCACAUACUGACUUGUACAUCUCUCUGCUCAGUUCACUGUAUUAUUAAAUCUUACACAAUUAAAAUAUUUGCAACAGUC
Seriola aureovittata is the source of this 2544-nucleotide messenger RNA. It is a transcript of the gene spdl1, whose product is annotated as spindle apparatus coiled-coil protein 1. The coding region runs from base 640 to 2397 and encodes 585 amino acids. Gene Ontology annotation, molecular function: kinetochore binding. Gene Ontology annotation, biological process: protein localization to kinetochore; mitotic spindle assembly checkpoint signaling; mitotic metaphase chromosome alignment. Gene Ontology annotation, cellular component: outer kinetochore; spindle pole. Lineage: Eukaryota; Metazoa; Chordata; Actinopteri; Carangiformes; Carangidae. The transcript is spliced from 14 exons. The record is from RefSeq and is a predicted model, not a curated record.